This is a messenger RNA of Linum tenue, 219 nucleotides long. The record is from the annotation of a GenBank genome assembly. NCBI's taxonomy places the organism in Eukaryota, Viridiplantae, Streptophyta, Magnoliopsida, Malpighiales, Linaceae.
CUGUCUAAUUCUUGGCAUAAACCUCCUCAUCUCACAUCCUUUGUAUGUGAUGUGAUGUACUGAAUUGGACAAACUACAACAGAUUGAUUUGACAAGAUGGACGUGGGUACUUCAUGUACGGCUAGGAGAAUGACAAGAUCAACUUCUAUGGUUGUGCUCCUUGAGCUUCUUGCUGAGAUAAAUUGCUUCAGGGCGAAAUUAGACUUCGACAUAUUGAAC